Messenger RNA from Hyalella azteca, 2017 nucleotides. Its product is annotated as growth hormone secretagogue receptor type 1. NCBI's taxonomy places the organism in Eukaryota, Metazoa, Arthropoda, Malacostraca, Amphipoda, Hyalellidae. The coding region runs from base 1 to 1158 and encodes 385 amino acids. Gene Ontology annotation, molecular function: G protein-coupled receptor activity. The record is from RefSeq and is a predicted model, not a curated record. Gene Ontology annotation, biological process: G protein-coupled receptor signaling pathway. The transcript has 4 exons. Gene Ontology annotation, cellular component: plasma membrane.
AUGCAUCUCAACCAAACGCAGACUAACGAGGAACUUGUUGACAACGUCACUUCUUCGCUACAAGAUUCGAGUUCGACGCCAUCUUUAUCCCUGCCUGGCCACAUUAGAUGGGUUUCAACGGCCAUCAUAGCGGUGGUGUUGGUAGCUGGUGUGGUGGGUAACCUCUUGGUACCUGUUGUCGUGCUCAGAGGCAAGAGAUCUACUCCAGUCUACUUCAUGACAAAUCUGGCGAUCGCACAUCUACUUGUUCUUGUUAUUUGUGUGCCGACUGUGCUUGUGGAACUGCAGUCUACUCCUGAGGCCUGGGUGCUUGGACCCUUCUUAUGCAAGGCGCGGCCCUUCGUAGAGUACACUGCGGUGCACGGCUCGGCGGCGUCGCUGCUGGUGGUGUCCCUGGAGCGCUACGUGGUCGUGUGCCGCCCCCUGCACGCCUCCAGCAGCAUGACCCGACACACGUGCGUCACGGCCCUGCUGAUCUGCUGGGGCGCUGCACUGCUCUCCUCCAGCCCCAUCCUAUGGAUCCAGUACUCGAGCGACGCCCUGUUCCUGGACGGGGUACGGCGCCCCGUGUGCCUGACGGACCUACAGCCUCUGUGGGCGCGUCUCUACUUCGUGGUCGUCGCCGUCGUGUUCUUCUUCGUGCCGCUGCUGCUGCUCGUGGCUCUCUACGGCAACAUGGCCGCCAAGCUGCUGCAGGACACCUCGCAUCUCGGAAUUACAGGCCCCAACCCGCACCUCCGGACCAGACGACAGCUGGUUCUGAUGCUGGCACUGGUGGUGUUCUUCUUUUUCCUCUGCCUUCUUCCCCUACGAAUCUUUCUCCUUUGGAUCUUGGCUUCUCCUCAAGAAGACAUCCUGGCCCUGGGCAUGGAAGGAUAUUACACGCUCCUGUAUUUCUGCAGAGUCAUGUUCUACCUCAACUCGGCUCUGAACCCCGUCCUUUAUAAUGUUACGUCACGCCGAUUCCGGGUCGCUUUCGUUACGAUUUGUUGCGUUCGUACCGAUAGACGUCCGUUGCAAUCAGAUUUCUUUACGUCAUUUACUAAGAGGGAAGUCGAGUGCCCUCAAAACAGACUGCCUCUGAAGGAGUGCGGCAGUCUAGAAAAUAAAGACAAAAAUAUAGCGCGCAAGUUCAAGCUAGAUCAUUCUAGUAGUUAAAGUGUAGGAAAAUCUUGCUAGGUAAGGCUUGUAAAUAAUUUUCCAGUUAAAUACAGAGACAGCUCUACUAGUUAAAGCACAGAGAGAAAUUUUCUAUUCAGAAUUCUGGGAUAAUUUUCCCCAAAUGAAAUUUAAAAACUAGUCUUGGGAAGAACAUUUAAAAAUUAUAAAAAAAACAGUCGAUUUCAUUUAUAUUCGGAAAUAUUUUUUUUACCAGUGGCUGUGCUUCCUUCAUGGCAAGUAGAAAAGCUGGUAAUGGAUCGGCUAUGAUUGAAUUCUAUAGUUACAAAUUACUUAUCCAUCCUCUGUACAGUUUUGAGGAAGAUAAAAAUCAGUACAAGUACUGCAGUAGCUCUAAUUUUAAUAGCUUUAUCGUACAAAUAUAUAUAAUCAGGUGUAUUUUUUAACGUGUGCUUACUUCAAAUAGACUAACUAUCACCUUAAAUCAAGUUUAUCUAGUCAUUCAACAAUAAUAUGUACAACUGUACAUAUUAUUAGCUUUCUCUGAACAAAUGCCUGAUGGAUUACUUGAUCAUUCAUUAUCUCCUAUUAAUUAAGACGUAAUUUUGAUUUGCAUGCUGAAAUCUUUAGUAUUAUUCUGAUGAGGGGCAAAUUUGGACAGAAAAUUCUUAAACUUUCUGAUUUUCCACUUGACGAAGAAGACUGAGAAAUGCUUUCCAAUAACCCGAGCAGUUAAUGUGUUUGUAUUUCAUUCAUAUCUAUGUUUAAAUUAUUGAGGCAAAUAUUUGAAAAAAUGGAUCUCUGAGGCGGAAAAUUCUCCUAAUUUGGUGUAAAAUUUUGUGCUACGCGUACACUUUAUGAUGUUUUUCUGGCCUUCAAUAAAACCUGAGGAAAUGUA